AUGCCGCCGUUCGCAUUUCGCCACCAGCCUCUCAAAGCCCUCUACCUGACCAAGACCGUUGCUUCCGUGUUCAUCCGCCUCCCGUUCUGGGUUGCCACGAACCUCAUUCCCUCUUGGCGUCCACGUACGUCAUGGACACUCGGACGGGUCAUCAUCGUCAAGCUAUUCGAAGCCUACCUCGACUUCAUGUACGCCACCGAAGUCAUGCGAAGCCCGUCCCUGCAGGAGUCCUCCGAAACAGCUGAAGCGACAGGGUUUGUAUGGGUGGAGGCUGCGCCGGACCUAGUCGUUGGCGAGAUCCUACAAAUGGCCGAGAAGAAUCAUGUGGAAGCCGUCCGGACGGGCGGGUUCUGGUACGGUCCUCGUGGGACUGACGGCGAGGUCGGGCAGAAAGCAGCCAAAGGCGAGAAGGUCAUCUAUCAUUUGCAUGGUGGAGCCUACGUCAUGGCCAGUGGAGGGGCGUCGAAUACGCAUCUCAUGCUAUGCUUUGAAGGCUUCCAUACGCAUUUUCAAAGCGACAUCCGCAUCUUUGCGCCCGAGUAUCGCCUUGCUUCCGCAGCACCAUUUCCGCCCGCCAAUCCAUACCCCGCCUGUUUGGUGGACGCUAUCGCUGGUUUCCGUUACUUGGUCGAGGAUGUGGGGUUCAUGCCGGACAACAUCCUUAUCAGUGGCGACUCCGCGGGAGGUAGUUUGGCUUUCGCACUUGCGUACUACCUCCACACAUACCAAGACCAACUCGUGCUCUCCAAAGCUACACCAUCGGAUACGACCGCGAAACAGGUCAGGCUGGGCAACGCGGGUGGCGUGUUGCUCGUGUCACCAUCGGUAGACUGGACCCUUCCACGUUCUAUGGCCCCCGGAUCGUCCAUGAAUAGAAAUCGACUCUCAGACUACGUGUAUACCAUUUUCGAGAGCGGGUACACGCUGCGGGCACUCGCCGGAAACCUGCCGGAGGAGACCGUCACGGCGGGCAUCUACAUUUCGCCUGGCUCGCUCGGGUUCAAGCACUCUCCGGGCACGUUCGCUGGUUUGCCGCGGAUGUGCAUCGUCGCUGGCGGCGCGGAGCAGACAGUCGACGCGAUGCGCACUCUGAAGGACAGGCUGAAGGCAGAUAUGGGAGAGGAGAAAGUGCGGUAUAUCGAGGAGCCGGAUGCGGCCCAUGAUUGCGUGGUAGCUGCAUGGCAAGAACCAGAGAGGACGAAUGUGUUCAAGCAGAUAGCGGAGUGGAUGCGAGAGGCGGCUGCUUCCGAAUGA
This is a messenger RNA of Fomitopsis serialis, 1254 nucleotides long. RefSeq names its product alpha/beta-hydrolase. Gene Ontology annotation, molecular function: hydrolase activity. The transcript is spliced from 3 exons. Bases 1 to 1254 code for a protein of 417 amino acids. NCBI's taxonomy places the organism in Eukaryota, Fungi, Basidiomycota, Agaricomycetes, Polyporales, Fomitopsidaceae. The record is from RefSeq and is a predicted model, not a curated record.